Dichomitus squalens LYAD-421 SS1 is the source of this 1698-nucleotide messenger RNA. Its product is annotated as amidase signature enzyme. Bases 1 to 1698 code for a protein of 565 amino acids. The record is from RefSeq and is a predicted model, not a curated record. NCBI's taxonomy places the organism in Eukaryota, Fungi, Basidiomycota, Agaricomycetes, Polyporales, Polyporaceae. The transcript is spliced from 8 exons.
AUGAAAACUCGCAAGCUGAGAUUGUCAUUGAGUCUUUUCUCCGUUUUAUUCCUCGCCCUGUCUCUAGCAUGGGGCGCAUAUAGUGCGCAGCUGCCGUUGAGUGGGAGUCCGGGCCUAGCAAACCUCCCAGAUCUGUACGAAGCGUCUAUUGCCGAGCUGCAAGCGGGACUUGAGCAAGGGCACUUCACCAGUGUCGAUUUGGUGACGGCUUAUCUCGCGAGGAUUGAGGAAGUGAACCUCCAAGGACCCGCGCUACGAGCGAUCAUCGAAACAAACUCGAUGGCAUUGGCGAUAGCUCGCGCACUUGACGUUGAGCGGUAUGCUUCUGGGCCCCGAGGCCCACUCCACGGCAUUCCCAUAAUUGUCAAAGACAACAUCGCGACGGUCGCAGGCGAAGGAAUGAACACGACCGCUGGGUCUUUCGCUCUGUUCAACUCGGUGGUGCCUAGAGACGCCCACGUGGUGACCAAGCUGCGGGCCGCGGGAGCUAUCAUCCUGGGCAAGGCGAACCUCUCCGAAUGGUCGCACGCACGUGGGGACCUGCCUUCUGGGUGGUCCGCCCGAGGUGGGCAAUGCUCAAGCCCAUACGUCCCGCAAGGUGAUCCUUCCGGCUCGAGUUCUGGGAGUGCUGUCUCCACCGCCAUCGGUCUCGCUGCAGCUGCUCUGGGCACGGAGACCGAUGGGUCGAUCGUUUUCCCUUGCAGCAGGGGCAAUCUGGUUGGAAUAAAGCCUACCGUAGGGUUGACAUCGAGGGCUGGAGUCAUUCCCAUAUCCUCGCACCAGGACACGGUGGGGCCGAUGGCCCGCUCGGUAGCAGAUGCAGCAGUACUCCUCUCCGCACUCGCCGGCCAAGAUGAGCGCGACAACUAUACGCUCGCGCAGCCCUCCGUAGUGCCAGACUAUACACUCGCCCUUAAGCGGGACGGACUGAAGGGUGUGCGUCUUGGCGUGCCUCGGCGGCGGCUUGCGGGGUUGAACGAGGCUGUGGCGGUCGCCUUCAAUGCCUCUCUCGACACGAUGCGAAGACUGGGUGCUACCAUUGUGGAUCCGGCCGAGCUUGUCAAUCACGAGGAGUUCGAAAUGUACAGCAAAUCCAACGAAACAGCUGUGAUGCGCACUGACCUCAAGGUGGAUCUCAAACGCUACAUCGCUGGAUUGCUUGCGGUACCUUCGGGCGUGAAGGACCUUGCUGACCUGGUUGCGUAUAAUAUUGCACACGCAGAUGAGGAGCUGGUUGAACCGUACUGGACGGAUCAAUCUGUACUAACCUCCGCGCUGAAUGCCACAGUCGACCAGGAUUACUUCGACGCGAUAGUGAUGAACAGGGACAUCGGAGGCAAGCGAGGGAUUGACGCGACGCUGCGAACACUCAAUCUUAGCGCCCUCAUUAUGCCAAGCAUGGUGGCUUCUACGCCUGCGUCCGUCGCUGGCUAUCCCAUUGUAGCGGUGCCGCUUGGAUUCCUCCCUGCUACUGCGAUACUCUCGCCUGCGACCCCAGUCCGCGACGUUGGCCCGAACCAGCCUUUUGGGCUCUCCUUCGUGGGGACGGCCUUCAGCGAAUUUGACCUGAUCUCGUACGCGUAUGCGUACGAGCAGGCGACUCAUACCCGUUUGAAAAUGCGCGCUUACCCCGACGCAAUCCCCAAAACUCAGCUGGUGGAUGUCGUGGGGAAGCGGCGUCAAGCUGUCCUUGAAUGA